This is a messenger RNA of Hordeum vulgare subsp. vulgare (domesticated barley), 489 nucleotides long. RefSeq lists its product as uncharacterized. Bases 1 to 489 code for a protein of 162 amino acids. The transcript is spliced from 4 exons. The record is from RefSeq and is a predicted model, not a curated record. Gene Ontology annotation, molecular function: zinc ion binding; protein-folding chaperone binding. Lineage: Eukaryota; Viridiplantae; Streptophyta; Magnoliopsida; Poales; Poaceae. Gene Ontology annotation, biological process: protein folding; protein import into mitochondrial matrix; protein stabilization. Gene Ontology annotation, cellular component: mitochondrion.
AUGGCGACGACGGGCACGGGGUACGGCUGCUCGGCGGCGCUGUCGUUACCGGGGAGGGGGAGCCCCUUCCCCGUUCGUUCGCCCCCGUCCCCCGCUUACCUCGCCUCCUCCAUUCCCAAGCUCAGAACUCCCGCUCCUAGUCCUAGCGGUUGUGUUGCUCCAUGCAGCCUAAGGGUUUCAUAUCGUCCUAGGCGACUGUAUGUCUGUGCGUGCUCCGGCGACGUUGAUCCGGACUCCUCGGCCGCGUCACCGGCGGAAGCUAGUUUUGAUAUAAAGCUUCCUAGAAGAAGCUUGCUUAUUCAGUUUACAUGUAAUAAAUGUGAUGCAAGGACAAAACGUUUGAUAAACAGGGUGGCCUAUGAAAGAGGAACAGUUUUUCUUCAGUGCGCAGGGUGCCAGGCGUAUCACAAGUUUGUUGACAAUCUUGGUCUAAUUGUUGAAUAUGACCUACGAGAUGAAAAUGGGGUGAACACUUGUACUGAAGACUGA